Molecule: messenger RNA, 418 nt
Organism: Homalodisca vitripennis (glassy-winged sharpshooter)
Lineage: Eukaryota; Metazoa; Arthropoda; Insecta; Hemiptera; Cicadellidae
Exons: 2
Coding region: 2-418 (138 amino acids)
Source: RefSeq, a predicted model, not a curated record
GAUGUCUUCACAGCAAUCCCAAUCGAACAAUGAAGCUGAAAAAGAGGUUUUAGUGGAGCUUAUUGAGUCACUAAAAGAGAACCGAUGUUUGUGGGACACUAAGUGCGAUGCCUAUGCGAAUAGGGAUCUACGGAGGGCAGCACAUGGUUCGCUGUUGGAGAUAUACAAAAAAUUCCAACCGAAUGCAACAAUUGACCUGCUCAAGAAGAAGAUAGAAAAUCUCAAGUGCAGUUUCAGACGGGAAUUGAGGAAGGUAAGAGCCAGUGAAACAACUGGAGCUGGCAGCAGCCAGAUAUAUACACCACGUCUCUGGUUCUAUGAACUCAUGUCAUUCUUGGAAGAGAAGGAGAUGAUCAGAGAAGGAUUGGAUACUCUGGAAGAAGACAAGUCACAAAUGGAUGCUGUGGUAAGCAAUUAG